Sitodiplosis mosellana (orange wheat blossom midge) is the source of this 1471-nucleotide messenger RNA. RefSeq names its product targeting protein for Xklp2-like. The record is from RefSeq and is a predicted model, not a curated record. The transcript has 3 exons. The coding region runs from base 268 to 1182 and encodes 304 amino acids. NCBI's taxonomy places the organism in Eukaryota, Metazoa, Arthropoda, Insecta, Diptera, Cecidomyiidae.
CCACCAGUCGUAAGCGCACACUCAAACAUCUAUACAAUUUGAAUCAACUAUAUUAGUAAUGUCAAACGGCAACCGUCUUCUCAUCCAACUGCUCUUCGGCACCAGUCAUCAUUGAAAAUUUGUGUUAAUUUACCGUUUGUGUCAUCACAUUUCCAACAAAAGUUAGAAUCAAAUUCGGACAAAGUUUUCGUUAUUGAUUCUUCAGUAUUUUAUUGAUAAUUGAUUUACAUUUUUGUUAAGCUAUUAGUAGAAUUUUGAAGGGUAAAAAUGCAACGCUUCAUGAAUAUUUACGGAGGUACAAACAACAACGGAGUCGAGGGAAACGUCUCAGUAAUGUCGAGUGAUAUGAACUGGAAUGAAUUAAGCAUUGGAAUUAAUGACACAAUUGCUGAAAAUAAUUUUUUUGGACGGAAGCAUCCAGAACAUGAACCAAAGGGUAAAAUUCAAAAAGAUGAUAUGUUUCUCGACAUCGGAAAGAAUGGCACCGACGAAAAUAAACAAAAUGCUAAUGCGGAGUUAGAACGAAACUCCCUUGAGUCAGAGAAUAAUUUAUCAUUGAGUUUCGACGAAGGACUUCGCAUCGGUCAACGACACAGCCAAAAUGGAAGAAAACCACUAGCCCAACACAAUCAAGUGCCCAAUGUUUAUGCGCAAGGUCAAUUAUACAAACAAAGAAAGGAAUUUCGGAUGAAAUUACUCGAGAAAAAGGAGCGCGAUCAACGCAAAUUCCACGCAAAACCAGCGCCAAAUUUCAAUGCGAUUCAUGUAGCCCAAAGUAAAAAACGUACUCAAGAGGAGCCGAAAAUAACAAUCCCAAAAACACCACAAGUAGUACGCUCUCAUCGCCAUUAUGCAGAUUUAGCUAAAGCAAAACAAGAUGAGUUGAUAGCAUCCCUAAAGCCGAAACCAUUUGUGUCGAAAGAAGCCGAAGUUCUAAAAUUGCCGCCAUAUAUUCCACGCCCAAACAAGAAAACGCCAACUGAACCAGCUCCAUUUAAAUUGCACAGUGAUGAACGACUACGUGAUCGGCGCGAAUAUGAUAAAAAAUUUGAAGAAAAAACGGAACGCAAGCAGAGGGAACAAGAGGAACGACACAAAAUUGAAGAAGGAAUAAUUCGUCGUCAGCUUCGUCAACAAACCACAUUCAAAGCCAAUCCAAAUCCCUUCUCAGGAGGAAAAUAAUACCGACCGGAUUGAAAAAAAUGCCAUGAAACCAUCCCUCAACAUAAAUAACAUCAGCUCUUCAAAUGUAAAAUGAUCUUAUUUAAUCAUAGUUUUAACGAUAUUAACUAUUAAGCCAUUACAGCCUACUAAUUAAUCAACUGACAGUAUACAAUAAAGCUAAUCAAUUAGUACGUGAAGUUUUUAGAAUUAGUUGGGUAAAUCGGAACAUUGUAAAAAUACGCAUAUGAAUAGUAAUGAAUGACAUUUAAUAAGAAAUUUUAAUAAAAUGUGAUUUUCGCUAAACAAA